This is a messenger RNA of Malus domestica (apple), 1722 nucleotides long. Its product is annotated as abietadienol/abietadienal oxidase. Lineage: Eukaryota; Viridiplantae; Streptophyta; Magnoliopsida; Rosales; Rosaceae. Gene Ontology annotation, molecular function: monooxygenase activity; heme binding; oxidoreductase activity, acting on paired donors, with incorporation or reduction of molecular oxygen. Gene Ontology annotation, biological process: multicellular organism development; brassinosteroid homeostasis; sterol metabolic process. The record is from RefSeq and is a predicted model, not a curated record.
GUGUAUGUGUGUGUGUGUAGUCAAUUAAGUUAACGUCAACUGAUACAUUUUUCUGGCAGGUUCCGAAAGCUAGGAAAUGGGAAACCUUUCGACCUGCCUGCAUUUGAUCUCCACAGUAUUGUUCAUUUCUUUUGUUGCAAAGUUGUUGGUGGUAAGGAUCAGAAAAAGAAAGCUCAAGAUUGGCCAAUUGCCACCAGGAAGAAGAGGUUGGCCAAUCGUUGGCGACAGCUUCAAUUGGUACAAUGCGGUCGCGAGUUCCCACCCCCCUCAGUUUGUUGAACAACAAGUCCAGAAGUUCGGGAAGAUAUUCUCAUGCAGUCUGUUUGGAAGAUGGUCUGUGAUAUCAGCAGAUCCAAUCUUCAACCGCUUUGUAAUGCAGAAUGAAGGGAAACUGUUCCAGUCUAGUUAUCCAAAAUCUUUUAAAGAUUUGGUUGGCAAAAAUGGUGUUAUCACGGUGCACGGAGAGCCACAACGAAAGCUCCACGGAAUCGCCUCCAACAUGAUGCGCCUAGACCACAAACUUAAAUCGAGGUUUAAUUUCUUGGACGACAUUCAAAUGAUUAUGACUCAAACUUUGAGCAAUUUUCAAACCAAUCAAUCGAUACUUCUCCAGGAUGUUUGCAGAAAGGUGGCUAUAAAUCUAAUGGUUAAUCAACUUUUGGGAGUGUCGAGCGAUUCAGAGAUUAAUGAGAUGGCUCAACUGUUCUCCGACUUCGUUGAUGGUUGUCUCUCUUUUCCAAUCAACUUGCCUGGUUUUGCAUACCACACUGCCAUGAAGGCAAGGGAAAAAAUCAUAAUCAAGAUAAAUAGGAUAACGCAAAAUCACAGAGAACAACGUGAAGUUGGCAAUGGCGUCCUUGGAAGACUGUUGGAGGAAGAAAGCUUACGGGAUGAAGCUGUACCAGACUUCAUUAUCAACCUUCUCUUUGCUGGGAAUGAAACAACUGCUAAAACAAUGCUAUUUGCAGUCUAUUUCCUUACUCAGUGUCCCAGAGCAAUGAAACAAUUAGUGGAUGAACAAGACAGCUUCCGAAGCAAACCUGUCGGAGAAGAAACUCUUACAUGGCAGGAUUACAAAGCAAUGUCUUUUACUCAAUGUGUCAUUGAUGAAACACUUCGACUCGGAGGAAUUGCAAUUUGGUUAAUGAGGGAGGCAAAAGAAGACGUUGUGUACCAAGACUAUGUUAUCCCCAAAGGAUGCUUUGUUGUUCCCUUCCUUUCAGCAGUUCAUUUGGAUGAAAAUGUGUACAGAGAAUCCCUCACUUUUAACCCAUGGAGAUGGAUGGAUCUUGAAAAUCAGGAGAAAAGAAAUUGGAGAACUAGCCCAUUUUUUGCACCCUUUGGAGGAGGAGCCAGAUUCUGUCCGGGGGCUGAGUUGGCUCGCCUUCAAAUUACCCUUUUUCUCCAUUACUUUGUUACAACAUAUAGAUGGACCCAACUAAAAGAAGACCGGAUGUCAUUCUUUCCCUCAGCUCGUUUAGUGAAUGGCUUCCAGAUCUGCUUAACUAGACGGUCGACAUGAACAAGUGGGGAUAAAGUGGAGGGAUCAGAGUUAUUCAUAUUUUUUUUAUUUGUAAUUUUCAUUGUGUACACACUCCUAUUUCCUUUUCAAUAUAUGUAAUUAAAUUGUUGCAACAGGCUUCAAAGUGAUCCAAAAAUUUUACUCCAUCAGUCAAAACAAGCAAGAAAUUAAUACUACAAGGGCUAUUUCAUUACGCCAUA